CUUUUACCCGACACUAGUCGGUUAGUACCCGGCGUGGCCAACCUUGACGAACCACGAAACGUCACGCUUAUUACCAAACCAGUUCCAACGCUUUCUCCAACGCUUCAUCGCUUAGUCAAUAAUUCGCUUUCGAUAACGGCGUACGACCACCAGAGCCAUGAUCGACAACGCCGAGUACGACUUGGCCCUCAUCGCCGAAGUGGAACGCAGUCCGGAACUGUACGACAGCAGCCACAUGGAUUUCAGAUGCAGCGAUAUCAAGAUGGACAAGUGGAAAGAAAUUGCACAUCGGUUGAGACAGAACUCGGACGGACAUUCAGUUAAGAUGGUCAGGAGCCGUUGGAAGAGCCUGAGGGACACCUUGGUCAAGGAAACGCGUCAUAAAAACACCUUACAUCAACCGGAUUCAAAACCAAAACGAAAUUGGCGUUACUACAACGCUAUGGCUUUCCUCCUGCCUUACCUAGGGGAACCCAAUCCUGCAAAAGGAAACAGAUACAGGAAACGGAUUUCUAACAACGAACUUGUUGAGCCUGUAGAGAAGUACCUUAUAACUACAGAAGAUCUCAAGCAGAUUGUAGAUGAUCCUGUCGAAACCGCAAUGGACAAUAAUCAGCAAGACGAAAUAGAUUCUUUCUUCAAAGGCAUCGCUGAUACAGUUAAGAAACUAACUCCCGAAAAUCAAGUGAAGGUUCAGAGAGAGAUCGUGAACAUGGUGCUAGAUAUUAAACUCUGGGAAAUUAAUGAGACCAAAGAUCCUUCCGACAACCCUUUGGAAUAAUGCGCUGAUACUCAAGUUGAUAUUACCAAUGUGAACAUUCCUAAAAUAUUUUUGACGAAUAUAUUGUAUAAUAAAUUGUUGCUCAAAUUCA
Molecule: messenger RNA, 872 nt
Organism: Anoplophora glabripennis (Asian longhorned beetle)
Lineage: Eukaryota; Metazoa; Arthropoda; Insecta; Coleoptera; Cerambycidae
Product: transcription factor Adf-1
Exons: 2
Coding region: 158-781 (207 amino acids)
Biological process (GO): regulation of transcription by RNA polymerase II
Cellular component (GO): nucleus; transcription regulator complex
Molecular function (GO): DNA binding
Source: RefSeq, a predicted model, not a curated record